Molecule: messenger RNA, 1726 nt
Organism: Fragaria vesca subsp. vesca
Lineage: Eukaryota; Viridiplantae; Streptophyta; Magnoliopsida; Rosales; Rosaceae
Product: glucan endo-1,3-beta-glucosidase 1-like
Exons: 4
Coding region: 122-1726 (534 amino acids)
Biological process (GO): carbohydrate metabolic process
Cellular component (GO): plasma membrane
Molecular function (GO): hydrolase activity, hydrolyzing O-glycosyl compounds
Source: RefSeq, a predicted model, not a curated record
GACCCACAAAAAUAGAUAGGAAAGUUUGAGAAGAUAAUGCAAGGUUCUAUAGCAGCUGAACCAGAAGCAGCAGCAGAGGAAGAAGAGGAACCAGCCAAGCUCAACCUCAACCUCCUCUCCAAUGGCAUUCACUAACCUCCACCUCCCAACUCUCUACUUCUUCUUCUUCUCACUCCUCCUCACUCUACUACUCUCCACAUCUUCCAUAGCUGAAUCUUCGCAAUUGUACGCAACUCUCAAGCAGCAAAUCCAGGAUACCGACAGUAAAGAGCCAUUUGUCGGAGUGAAUAUAGGCACAGACGUUUCGAAUCUGCUCUCCCCAUCCGAGCUCGUAUCGUUUCUCGAGCUUCAGAAAAUCACCCACAUCCGUCUCUACGAUGCCGACCCUGACAUUCUCAAAGCCUUGGCUAAAACCAAGAUCCGGGUCAUCAUCAGCGUGCCCAACAACCAGCUCAUCGCAAUCGGCUCCUCCAACACUACCGCCGCUUCCUGGGUCGGUCGAAACGUCGUCGCUUUCUACCCACAGACUCUAAUCACCGGCAUUGCAGUUGGGGACGAAGUCCUCACCACAGUGCCCUCUUCAGCUCCUAUGCUUGUUCCUGCGAUUGAGUCCCUCUACAGUGCUCUGGUGGCUGCAAAUUUGCACACCCAGGUCAAGAUUUCGACUCCGAAUGCUGCUUCUAUCAUUCUUGAUCCGUUCCCACCUUCUCAGGCAUUCUUUAACCAGAGCUUGGCAGACAUUGUGGUGCCUUUGCUUCGGUUCUUGUCGAAAACAGGGGCUCCCCUGAUGAUGAAUUUGUAUCCUUAUUAUGUGUUUAUGCAGAACAAAGGUGUGGUGCCUUUGGACAAUGCACUUUUCAAGCCUUUGACGCCCUCCAAAGAGAUGGUGGAUCCGAAUACGUUGCUUCAUUAUACUAAUGUGUUGGAUGCUAUGAUUGAUGCUGCUUAUUUUUCGAUGAAGAAUUUGAAUGUGACUGAUGUAAUGGUGCUUGUUACUGAGAGUGGCUGGCCUUCAAAGGCGGAUUCUAAGGAGCCUUAUGCUACUGUUGACAAUGCGGAUACAUAUAAUUCGAAUUUGAUCAAGCAUGUUUUCGAUAGGAGUGGGACUCCUUUGCAUCCUGAGACCACAUCGAGUGUGUACAUUUAUGAGUUGUUCAAUGAAGAUUUGAGGUCUCCGCCGGUUUCUGAGGCCAAUUGGGGUUUGUUUUAUGGCAAUUCGAGUGCUGUGUAUUUGCUUCAUGUUUCGGGGAGUGGGACUUUUUUGGCUAAUGAUACAACAAACCAGACAUUUUGCAUUGCCAUGGAUGGAGUUGAUGCAAAGAGUUUGCAAGCAGCCUUGGAUUGGGCUUGUGGACCGGGGAGGGCUAAUUGCACAGAGAUUCAGCCUGGGGAGAAUUGUUACUCUCCUAACAAUGUGAAAAACCAUGCUUCUUAUGCUUUUGAUAGCUAUUACCAGAAGCAAGGAAAGGCUGCUGGGUCUUGUGAUUUCAAAGGUGUAGCCACCAUUACAACCACUGACCCUAGUAAAGGGAGCUGUAUAUUUCCUGGAAGUAAACAAGCGAGCAAUGUAACAAGGCAGGUGGUGAAUUCAACUCAUGAAAGUGGUGCAGCAGAGAGGUUAAAAUUCAUUGGCUUCAACAGUAAAAGACCAAGCGGAAUCAGCUGGCUGUUGUAUGUAAUUUUUGUUGUAAUUUCCCCUAGUUUAUUAUUCUUUACUCCCAGCUGA